Molecule: messenger RNA, 4303 nt
Organism: Pelodiscus sinensis (Chinese soft-shelled turtle)
Lineage: Eukaryota; Metazoa; Chordata; Testudines; Trionychidae
Source: RefSeq, a predicted model, not a curated record
CUUGCCACAGGGGCCCCCUCUGAGACUGCCCUGACUGCUGACAUGGGGACCCCCUUGAGACACCUCCCACGCUCUGCUACGAGGACCCCCUGGAGACUCCCACAGACCUAAAGACACCUACACCCUGGCAGGUCCUUCAGUCCUUUCCCUGGAGACACCCCUGCCCUGACCCCUCUAUGGAGACUGCCAUUGGCAUGGAGACCCUAAACCAUGGAGAUCCCCCCUGCAGAGACAACCGUAGACCUAGGGGUGCCUGAGGGUCCCUCAUGGAAGUACCUAUAGAUAAAGGAACACCAGUGCCAGAGACUUCCCCUGCUGUAGGGAUGCCUUGAUAUGGAGACACUCUUAGAUCAUCUGCCCACUCUAGCAUCACCACUGUCGGUGUGAGGACAGCACCUCACUGAGACACCCCUACGAACGUGAUCCCAGGUACAGAGUGUGUCUGCUCCGCUGGCAUCUAUGGACUUCAGUGGGAUGUGUGGAUGUUCAGGAGCCCUGAAAAUCAGGCCAUUCAUUUAUUUCCAGAGUAAAGCUUGCGCUUAAGCCUUGCUCAGAACAACACACACAUUUCUUUUCCUGCCAAGGGCAACAAGCACAGAUACAUGUCAGCACCCCCACCCUCCCUUGGCUAUUCCCUUGUGAAAUGACUUGUUCUUGUUUGCAUACACAGUAACUGUGAAUGGAGAAAACUCCAAACUGAAAAAUGCUCUGCCAGAAUAAAGGAAAAAGCCUAAUCUGAAAAUGGUUUUAGGUUCAUGUCUGCCAGGGAUUUAGUGCUAGCGAAAAGCCAUGUUUUUCAUGCAUGUGACUCUACAAGCUGUACUGAUACGUCCCUGGUGACUUGGGAUUGCCUUGCUUAUACAGAAAGAGGAGAUGCUGCUUUCAUAUUGCUUGUGCUGCAGUGUUUGUAUGUUUUUAUUCAUAACCCUCAUGCCCGUGGCCAGAAUGUAAGUGCGAAUCGUAUGCUGCAAAGCAGCCAGGAUUCUGAUAUAUCUCUUCUCAACAUUAACCAGGGGGUCAGCUGUCUAACAGCAGGAGUACUAAAUCCCCAACUUGGAUAUGAUUGUCUUCUAGUUGGAACACAGACCAAUUUGUUGGCUUAUGAUGUGUUUAACAAUUCCGAUUUGUUUUACAAAGAGGUUACAGAUGGAGCUAAUGCAAUCGUGCUUGGGAUGCUAGGAGAUAUUUCAUCUCCUCUUGCUAUUAUUGGUGGAAACUGUGCUCUGCAGGGCUUUGAUUAUGAAGGAAAUGAUCUUUUUUGGACGGUUACCGGGGACAAUGUCCGUUCAUUAGCAUUGUGUGACUUUGAUGGAGAUGGGAAAAAAGAGCUUCUUGUUGGGUCUGAGGAUUUUGACAUCAGGGUUUUUAAAGAAGAUGAGAUUGUGGCAGAAAUGUCAGAAACAGAGACCAUCACUGCACUUAGCCCUAUGUAUGGCAGUCGAUUUGGAUAUGCCCUGUCUAAUGGUACUGUAGGAGUGUAUGACAAGGCAUCUCGCUACUGGAGAAUCAAAUCUAAAAACCAUGCAAUGAGCAUACAUGCCUUUGACCUUAACUCUGAUGGCGUAUGUGAAUUGAUCACUGGAUGGUCCAAUGGGAAGGUUGAUGCACGCAGUGACCGAACGGGGGAGGUCAUCUUUAAGGACAACUUUGCUUCCUCAGUUGCAGGGAUCGUAGAGGGGGAUUACAGAAUGGAUGGUAACACCCAGUUAAUUUGCUGUUCAGUUGAUGGUGAAGUACGUGGCUACCUGCCAGGAAGCCAGGAGAUGAAAGGAAACUUGAUGGACACUAGUGCAGAACAGGAUCUAAUUCGGGAGCUUAGUCAAAAGAAACAAAAUCUGCUGCUGGAAUUACGAAACUAUGAGGAAAACUCAAAGCAGGUUGAAUUGAGUGCUCAGGUGAAGGAAGCUGAUGGGCAGAGGGGAGUGAUUCCAGCUAACACCCAACUCCAGACAGCCCUGUCAGUGAACCUGGGCUCUGACAGCCAGCCUGCCCAUGUGGAGUUGUGUAUUUCUACAUCUAAUGACACAGUCAUCCGAGCCGUGCUGAUCUUUGCUGAAGGGAUAUUUGAAGGUGAGAGCCAUGUGGUUCAUCCGAGUCUCCAAAACCUCUCGGGGCGCAUUCAGGUGCCGCUCACCCCUUCCAAAGAUGUCCCAGUCGAUUUGCACAUCAAAGCUUUUGUGGGUUACAGAAACAGCACACAGUUUCAUGUAUAUGAACUGACAAGACAGCUCCCCCGGUUUUCAAUGUAUGCCUUGAGCAGUCCUGACUCUGCCCCAGAACCUCUAAGUUUUGUUAACUUAACAAUCAGUGAGAGGGUGCAAAGGGUUGUUAUGUGGUUGAACCAGAGCUUUUUGUUACCAGAGGAUGCAGAACUCCAAAGUGCACCUUUUCAAGUCUGUUUCACUUCCCUGCGUGAUGCAGGACAGCUGUGCAUAAAAAUCAAACCCAGUGGGGAGAUUUCCAUCAGCACAGACGACAUAGAUCUAGCCGGUGACAUUAUCCAGUCAAUGGCCUCCUUCUUGGCAAUUGAAGACUUGCAGGUGGAAGCGGAUUUCCCUGCGUACUUUGAGGAGUUGCGGAAAGUGCUAGUUAAGGUGGAUGAAUAUCAUACAGUCCAUCAGAAACUCACUGCCGAUAUGGCAGACCACUCUAACCUUAUCCGUAGUAUGUUGGUUCGAGCCGAAGAUUCGCGCCUCAUGGGAGACAUGAGAAAUAUGAAGAAACGGUACAUGGAACUCUACGAUCUUAACAGAGAUUUACUUAAUGAAUAUAAAAUUCGUUGCACUAAUCACACCGAGCUGUUAAAUAAUCUUAAAGCUGUAAAUCAAGCUAUCCAGAGAGCGGGGCGGCUGCGUGUUGGGAAACCCAAGAUGCAGGUGAUCGCUGCGUGCCGGGAUGCCAUUAGAAACAACAAUCUAAAUAUGCUGUUCAGGGUAAUGCGAGUGGGGACUGCAUCCUUGUAAGAGGGGAAUAAUGAUGGCCUGGGGAUGGUACUUCCUUACAACAGAUCACGCUAGACACACGAACAGAUGUCAUAGGAACAGGUGCUCUGUAGUACUUUCUAUCUGACCGGUCCCCAAGUAAGCCAUUGGGAGAUGAAGGCAGGGUACUCGAUGUGUAGUAACGUAGAAGGGACCGGUAUUGACAAGCAAUUAAAUUAUCCCGUUGCCUGUUUUAGAAUGAAGUAAUUGGAAAGAUAGUCAGCUUUUUUUAAAGUAGCCAUCAGAUGGAAUUUGCUACUCUGAAGGCUAAAGGAUAGGAAAAUCCAUAGAGACAGGCUUAAAGUUUUAAAGUGCAGAUGUGGUAUUUAUGUAAGUCAUUCAAGGCAAUUGUAUUGCCCUGGAAUAGUUAUUUUUCUUACUGUAAAUUAUUAUGGAAUUUAAUAUAUUUUGCAUUUAUGGUAUCAGCUUUUCCAUUAAAAAAAUAGGACUGUCGGACUUUCCCCGUGUGUGUUCAAUUGGAAAAAUGCAUAAUUAUGUUUAUUUAUUUUAUAUUAAUGAAACACAUUUCAGGUUUUGGCUCCAUAGUUGUCAGGCAUUUUGAUCACAGCCUAUACCAAAUGAGAGGUAUUAUAUUAACACACUACUCUUUGAGGGUACCUUAACACUUAAAGAUAAGAAGGUAAAUAAAAAGAAAUAAUGAGUAGUUGGAUUCUUUUUAAGAGGCUCAGUCAACUUGUUAAUUUGAUUGUAGUGCAUAAUUCGGAUGGACUGCUGUUGAAUUUGCUUGAAUAUGAAUAAUUUUAUUAGGUGCCCCAUAUUCAGCAUGAAGACAUAUGGUCACCUAAGUAGGGGGCUGGAUUAGAGGGUAAAUUUUUAUGCCACAGCUGAUUCCUCUUAGGAGCUAAAAAUAAUUUUUAACUGAGGUAGCCUGACCUGGAGUGUAUCUUCAGCAUCUUUUUUCUUCAUGCUACAAGCAACUUCCACAUGUAACCAUCAAUACCUGCAUACAACAGGGAAGGGAAGGGGAGGGGAGGUGUCCUCAUUCCUCUAGGGCUAGAUGCACACAUGGGAAGGAAUUCUUGGACAACUUCUCUGUAGCUAACAGGCUUCUUCUGCAAGCUCUGAAAUAGAGCCAGUGGUGUGUCAUCCGCCAGAGAGACUAGGGAGCAUUGAACUGGCUAUAAACAGAAUUAUUUCUUGAAGUCUUUUAAUCUUGAGAAUGGCACUUGCCAUUGAUUCAUUCCCUCAAUAAGGAGAACCAUGCUGGUGCAAACAUCUGCCAUUUCAAAUGGGCUGCAAUAGCUUAUUGAAUUUGUGUAAGAAUUACAGGUUGCACCUCUAAAAUCCAGGAUUCUCUGGUU